Bombyx mori (domestic silkworm) is the source of this 5251-nucleotide messenger RNA. Its product is annotated as glucose dehydrogenase [FAD, quinone]-like. The record is from RefSeq and is a predicted model, not a curated record. Lineage: Eukaryota; Metazoa; Arthropoda; Insecta; Lepidoptera; Bombycidae. The coding region runs from base 63 to 2057 and encodes 664 amino acids. The transcript is spliced from 5 exons. Gene Ontology annotation, molecular function: flavin adenine dinucleotide binding; oxidoreductase activity, acting on CH-OH group of donors.
AUCACUAGAGAAACAUCUAAAUAAAAUACAACAUUUCUGCUAGUCGUGUACGGAGCGUGAUAAUGAAAAUACACAUAGCAUUAUUUACAAUUUUAUUUAUUAGAAUAUUUGGAGAUAGUGAUGACGAUGUGACAGUAUCAAUCGAUGAUGAAGAAUACGCUGUACCAAUGCCUUGCAGGGAGUUCUGCGAUAAUGGUGUCAGAGAGAAAAGAAUAGCCAAUUCUCCGGUCAAAAGCAAGAUCCUAGAUGUUAUGAUGAAGACCCCGCAAUUGCAUCUGGACCCGGCCGAACCUGACGUCCUGUCGUUUCUCAGGGACAAAUACGAACUUCCAAAAGGUUUCAAAGGACCGUUGGCAGAAUACGAUUUCAUUAUUGUCGGGGCCGGCUCGGCGGGAAGCGUUUUAGCUGCAAGACUCAGCGAAGGUCGACAAGCGUCAGUAUUAUUGCUGGAAGCGGGUCUUGGAGAAUCUUUGAUAACUAGUGUACCUAUACUGGCGCCUCUGCUCCAGCAAACAGAAUACGUGUGGCCCUAUAAAAUGGAGUUUCAACCUGGGAUUUGCGUUGGGAUGACUGAUGAAAGAUGUUUCUGGCCAAGAGGGAAAGCUGUGGGAGGCACGAGCGUCGUCAACUACAUGAUCUAUACCAGAGGAUUUGCCGAAGACUGGAAUAGGAUUGCUGCUGAUGGCAACUACGGAUGGUCGUACAAAGAUGUUAUUCCAUACUACAUGAAGUCGGAACGAGCCUAUCUUAAAGGACUUGCCGAUUCACCUUGGCAUGGUCGCGACGGGGAGCUUAAUGUUGAAUAUGUACCGUUCAAAUCCAAGUUAUCGAAGGCCUUUCUCGACGCCGCCAAAUUAUUUGGCCAUCGUAGAGUCGAUUAUAACAGUCCCGAUGCGUUCGGAUUCAGCUACAUCCAAGCGACUAUGAGUCACGGUCACAGAACCAGCAGUGCGAAAGCCUUUUUACACGACCACAAAAAGAGAAAAAAUCUUCACAUUUUAAAUAGUAGCACCGUCACAAAGAUAUUGAUAGAUCCUUUAUCCAAAACCGCAACGGGUGUUGAGUUUCAUCGCAAUGGAAGGGUGUACCAAAUAAAUGCCAAGAAAGAAGUAAUAUUAUCAGCAGGACCAAUCGAGUCUCCGCAUUUGCUGAUGUUGUCUGGUAUUGGUCCAAAAGACCAUCUCAAUUCCUUUGGGAUACCGGUUAUCCAAGAUUUAAAAGUGGGAGAGUCUCUGUACGAUCACAUUUCGUAUCCUGGUCUUGCUUUUACGAUUAACACUACAAAACUAACGUUGGUGGAGCGUAAAAUAGCAACAAUAGAUAAUGUCUUACAGUUAGAACAAUAUGGAGAUGGACCAAUGUCUUCACUUGCGGGUGUAGAAACUAUAGGUUAUAUCAAAACGAACAUUUCUAAAGAACCAGGAGACUAUCCUGAUAUAGAGUUGUUGGGUUCUUGUGCUUCGCUAGCUUCGGAUGAGGGCGAUGUUGUUGCGAAAGGAAUCCACCUGGCUGAUUGGCUUUAUCAAGACAUUUAUCGACCCAUCGAAAAUGUUGAAAGUUUUACUGUUUUAUUUAUGCUCUUGCACCCAAAAUCAAAAGGUCAUUUAAAGUUACGUUCAACGAAUCCUUUUGACCAUCCCAAGUUGUACGGGAAUUACAUGAUUCAUCCAGAUGACACGGCGACUAUGGUAGAAGCGAUUAAAUACAUUAUAAAGCUGGUCGACACUUCGCCUUUCCACAAAUACGGAGCAAAAUUAUACACAAAGCCUCUCUCGACAUGUAAACAUUAUCAAUUUGGAAGCGAUAAAUAUUGGGAGUGUGCGGUGAGGACAAUCACGUCUACGUUACAUCAUCAGAUUGCAACAUGUAAGAUGGGACCAUCAUCAGAUCCUGAAGCCGUCGUAGAUCCCGAAUUGAAAGUGCACGGCGUAAAUAAUCUUAGAGUUGUCGAUAGUAGCAUUAUACCAAAGCCAAUUUCGGCCCAUACGAAUGCUCCAGCAAUCAUGAUAGGGGAAAAAGCUGCGGCUUUGAUUAAAAAAUCGUGGAAGCUUUUGUGAUUCAGUGUCAGGUUUAACCUCUGAAAGAUUGAUAAAAUGGUGCUGGACACAGAUAAAUAAUAUUAAUCAAAUAUUAAUAUAUCAUCAAUCCAUUUCACGUCUAGUAUUCAAUAUGCUUUUAUUAUACUCGUAAUAGAAUACUUUUAUCAUAUUUGUCACUAAUAUUGCAUUUCAUGAGUAUUUGUUCGAUAUUAUACUUUAAGGUGGUACUAACAAGCGUUUUACCAAAGUUUGCUAAUUAAUCAAAGGCAGGCGCAUCAUUUUGUGGUAGGUAUACGAAGAUGCGUACCGCUUUUGAAAUCAUUUAGUUGAAUGUUGUGUUUCUCCUACUUGGAAAGAGAAAAUAUGUUUGAACUGGGUUUUUUUGGGACCACGUGUUUCAGUUUCACAUUUACUAAUUUUUAUAGCGCUCGUGGGGCGCUUAAUACAUAUGACUUAAUCGAAGACCACGUUUCUAUAAAUCGUCUAUCAAAAUCGGUAAGCAGGAACUUGGUUCUACCCCUGACAUUGCUAGCGUCCGUGAGCUACGUUAACCGUUCACCAAGGGCAUUAAAAAAAACGUGUAAUUUAAAUCAUUAUGACUUUUUAUGAGUGACACGGCGGUUUCAAUUGGAGUUGAAGGGGAACCUAACAAUGUAGAACUAUUAAUGUGAUGUAAUGAUAUUAUAAAGAGUCGAUGAGGAAAAAUAAAGAGGAAAACACUAAGAACUUGUUUUAUGAAUCCAUAAUACUAAGCAUCUUCAGGUUUUUUAUAUAAUUUUUUUUGGCCCUACCUAUUCGCUUGUAGCCUAAGCCUAAGAGGGUUACUCCAGCUUCUCGCGGAGGCUAGGUGAGCUCAUGGACACGCCUGAGAUAAUUUACUAAUACUAGCCCUAGCAAGAGUAGUGCUUCGCAGAAUUUACCGCCGGAUCGGAAUGAUGAACCAUCUAUCACUAUCUCUUAGUACAAAUUUACAUCAUCCUAGUCAUGUCAACGUAUGUAUUACUAUUUCCUAUCUGAUAACAGUUAACAAUGUUAAUGAUAAGCGCGAUUUAUCUUAACGAACGUCUUAUUUCAAAUUCCGCAAAUAGCGUUUGUUCAAUUUUGAACUUUUGUGUCAUUACAGUUGAUAAAUUAGUAAGAUGGUUAAAAGUAAAUUACAGAUGACUAAUUGAUUCUUCUAAAGAGGACACUACAAGACGCCUACAGGCUUUCGAGAUGUGGUGCUACCGUCGCAUGUUACGCAUUAGUUGGACGCAGAGGGUCAGGAACGAAACUGUGCUUCUGCGCGUUCAUAUGUCCCGGAAAAUAUUGCAUUCUAUCAAAAAGCGCAAGAUAGAAUAUCUCGGCCACGUGCUCAGGAACGAUAGAUACAUGCUGCUGCAGUUGAUAAUGAUGGGCAAAGUGGACGGAAAGAGACGUGCUGGGCGAAGAAAGAAGUCAUGGCUCCGGAAUAUCCGGGAGUGGACCGGUAUUGCCUCCGUCGAACAGCUGUUCCGGCUGGCUGCUGAUAGAAAUGAAUACAGGAAGCUAACGGCCAACCUUCAGGAUUGAAGAGGCAAUGAAAGAAGAAGAAUUGAUUCUCUAUACAAUGAAGAGCAGUAUUGUCUAUUAUCCCAGGAAUCACCGCUCUGCCUUUUGAGGCGAAGUAGUCAUGGUAUCCGGUUUGAAGGUUGGGAGAGCCGUUAUACAAUAUCAUUGAAACCACAAACUCAUAUGAGUCAUGGAUACUUGAAAUAAAAACAUUAUUAUUAUUAUUAUUAUUAUUAUUAUAUCUCAAGGUAGAUGGCGGCAUUCGCAUUCAUGUUUACGAGCUUCAAAUUUUUUCCAACAUAGAAAUUUCGAAAAGCAUUUAGUGAUCAUUUACUUUGUAUUUUAGAUAGUAAGAUGUAUUAUGACGUCAAAACCAUUUAGACAUUAGAACAAACAAAUGAGUCCGACCUUCAAUGUAUUUAUUUACGCUUUAGAUAAAAUUAGGACACGGACAUUUAAAAAAAAAUAACAGUUUUAAAGCCCUCAAAAUAAAGAUCAAUUUCCGAACACGUUUAGUAACACGUUUUAAGGUACACGCCAUCAUUUAGAUUUGAACGCUAUUCUUAUUGGAAUAAAGGCUAAUUUGAACAAUUUUAUAGAGUUCAGCUAAGUGACACUAACAGUAAUGAUACCAACAUGUAUUUAUUAUGCUUUAGCAAGUUGAUAAGAUAAAAUAAAUCACAACUAGUGGGAAGGCACUGUACCAGGCAAUCAGCUGAUUUCAGUGGGCUAAAUUUAAUUUUAAUUUAAAUUUAAAUGAACUAAUUUUUUUAUAGUUAAUAAGUUGGAUGUGUGAUUGAUAUAUUCUGAUUUCUUAACUUAAUGCAAUAUUUUUCUUUUAACAGGAAAAUUAUUUGUAUAUUCUGAGGCCCCAAUCAACCUAUUUUUGACAGAGUAAUUAUGAGUUUUAAUUUGAAUUGUGUGACAGAUUUUUAACAAUUAAAUUUAAAUUCAUCUUCCUCUCACAGGUUAGUAUUUGGGUUGUUUUGUCUACCAAAACUACUGUGAUGACUUAUCAGCUGGUGGGCUUUAAGCUUGUCUGCCCUGCUACAGCAAAAAAUGAGUCUUAUUAUAUUAUGAUAAGUGGCGAUGCCUGCAUCAAGAUUUAUUUAAUGUUGUUCAGCAAUAAAUAAUAAUUAAUUAUCGUUUAUAGAUUAAGAAAUAAGAAGUUACAUUGCUGGAUAAUAGCAAGGGCCAAGAGUCAUUUUUUGGAAAUGUCAUUAUAUCAAAUGCACAUAAUAAAAAAAAUUCUUAACAUCAGAUUUAGAAAUCGAUAAGGAUAUCAAAAGUAUGAUAUGAAACAGAAAAAUUUACUCUUGAUCCAAAUUUACUAUUUUCAAUUAUUGCUCUAUUUUUGUUUCAUGUCAUACGACACUAAAGCCACACCAAAAUUAGAAUUACAGUGACCAGGCAGUAGGCAGCAGCUCGGUAGUGGUCCAUUACUCCAGUAACUACUCACCAUCAGGUGGGCUGUAUGCCUACUGCCUACAAGGCAAUGAAAAAAUAAAAAUGGUAAAUGUCAUGCGUAGAAAAAUCAAAAUCAUCAUGAAUGCAAUGUCUCAGCUGCAUAAGAUUUGGGCAGACAGGUAAAAAAUAUUAAUGAUAAAUUAAAUAACAUGUAUUAGGUCAUUUUUUCUUUGGUCUAAUCAACACAAAUGAUAAAGAUAAAUUUGUCUAUUUUC